Messenger RNA from Rhizoctonia solani, 339 nucleotides. RefSeq lists its product as uncharacterized. The record is from RefSeq and is a predicted model, not a curated record. The transcript has a single exon. NCBI's taxonomy places the organism in Eukaryota, Fungi, Basidiomycota, Agaricomycetes, Cantharellales, Ceratobasidiaceae. The coding region runs from base 1 to 339 and encodes 112 amino acids.
AUGCAAGCUGGAGCACCACCCCCCUAUACACCUCAUAAACCACAUAACGCACCUUACCCUCCUCCUCAUCCAUUCAAUGGGUCUCACUCUGCUGGCCCGUUCUCCUCUCCUCCGAGAUCUCUGUAUGGACCUACUCCGAUUGGAGUAUAUCCAUCAGAAGGAGGUGUAGGCGUACUUCCCUUUUAUAAUCCAGAAGCCCUUCACGCAGAUGAACUCAUUCGAGAGGCCACCCAACGAGCUCGUUGGAGAUUCCUUGAAGCUUUCAUGUGGGCAUUGUUUAUCUGGUGCAUCCUGGGAGCCAUGACUAGUGCAACUGUGAUUGGGGCUCUCAAACAAUGA